Messenger RNA from Puntigrus tetrazona (Sumatra barb), 2122 nucleotides. RefSeq names its product tetratricopeptide repeat domain 29 (gene ttc29). NCBI's taxonomy places the organism in Eukaryota, Metazoa, Chordata, Actinopteri, Cypriniformes, Cyprinidae. Gene Ontology annotation, molecular function: protein binding. The record is from RefSeq and is a predicted model, not a curated record. The coding region runs from base 65 to 1360 and encodes 431 amino acids. The transcript is spliced from 10 exons.
UCUGUCAACUUUAACAAGUUACGGGAGAGUUAGAAAUCUGACGAGCAGGUACAUCGGAGCAGCCAUGUCUUCGGCGACUCCUCUCCUUCCAGACAUCUACGAUCCCCACAAACACAGGGAAACUAAGUCCGUCCCGGAACGGCUGAAGGAGAAGCCCGUCCAUCCAGCUGCGGAGAAAACACAGACCCCCGCCGAGUUCGCGAGGCCCCCGCGUCAGAGCGUUUGCGUGGAUCUGCUGCGCGAGGGCUUCCCCCGCUCGUUCGCGCAGACGUUCGCGCUGCUGCGGCGCGGGGACGCGGCGGACGCGCGCAAACUGCGCGCGCUCCAGCAGCGCCUCACCUCCGCCGAGGCCGCCGAGAGACACGGACGGUAUGGAGAGGCGUAUGACAGCCACAUGUUUUUGGCCGGGUUUUUCACCGAGCCGGAGGACAAAUGGUUAAAGCAUCAUUUCGUUGAGCUGGCCCUCCAUUCAGCUCGCAAAUUCAAAAUGGACUCCGGCAAAAGAGAGGCUGAGGCCAACCUACACAUGGGCCAAGUUUAUUUAGAGCAGGGUCAGCUGGAGCGAGCGCGAGAGCAUUACGAGGUGUUUUAUCAGUCGACCGCGGGCCGUACAUGGCAGGACCCCGGCGGCCGCGUGCAUCACUCCCGCUCAUGUGAGGAGCUCCAGAAGGUGUUCACGCUGCUGGGACAGAGACCGCGUGGAGAACGAGACGGCACACACACCGUUAAGAUGUUCAACAAGGCCUACCAGAUGGCUAAAGAGUCGGGAGAUCGAGGGCUGGAAGGAGAAGCAGCCUAUAGACUGGGCCUGGUGUAUCAGAGCAUUGGAGACCAGAAGACCGCUAAACAGUUUUUCAGCAUUUGUAUGGAGAUCUCCACAACACUUGGAAACACAGACAGCCUGGGAAGAGCAUAUGAAGCCAUUGCCAAAUCUUUGCAGAGUGAAGGCAAACUAACAGAGGCAACCGAAUAUUUGGAGAAGUUUGCAGAGGUUUCUCAAAGCAAACAGGACAGAAACCUUGAGAAAGCCUACAUGUGCCUCGGAAACAUCCUCAGCUCGAGAAAGCAGUACGAUGGAGCUCGUGAACAUUUUGGACGAGCGUACGAGAUCGCGUGCAAUCUGGCGUCGGUGGCCCGGCUGAGGAAGGCUCAGGUGUGUACGGGCAGCGCUCGGGCCCUCGGCGUGAUGCAGACCUACCACAGGCUCAUAGAGACGCCGGCACGCCAGAACAUCCAGGAAAUCUUCAGCUGGAAGCAGAGAAGGCGCCAAAGCUCGAGUGUGCCAUCGCGAGUGAGCAGACACCUGAACGAUCCAGAAGAAAUCUCAGCCGCAGCAGAGGUAUCUGAGAUACUUCGGUGAGUCCAACGAGGCACAAAACGACUCUCUUCUUUCUUCACAGAGACGAAGAAACGAAGAGAUGAAGGCAGAUGUUUGUCUGAAGGCUGAAUAAAGUUCUAUGAUCUGUCUUUUGGAAAGGUUCCAUAAUAAAUUAAAAAUGUUAAAGAAUAUUCUGAAGUGUGAAGAUAUCGAAUGCUACGCUUUCAGACACAACCAUUAUUAAAACGAUUAGCAAUUUUAAGCAAAACAAAAAAAGUGUCUUUCUUCAAGUUCAAGUUCACUACAAAGUAUUAUUUUGUCAUUAUUUAUUCACCACAUCUUAUGCACUUCACACACACAUGUAUCUGCACAAAAUCUGUGAAUUAAUGUCUUGCGUGCAUAAAUGGUUUAUCAAAUGUUUAAAUUUUAAACCGUCUGAAACCACACGUAAACAAAAAACGCACAUUCCUAUUGCUCUUCGAAGCGAAGACCUUUUGUUUGCCCGCUCAGUUCAUUUUUAUAACACUUUUUGAUGAAUAAUGUAAACAGACGUUAUAAUAUGAAUAUAAAAAUAUAAUUACAUUUGAUUGUAUCUGAACGAAGUACUGCUUUGGGAAGCGUUAUGCAGUGAUGCUGAUGUAUAGCUUAAUGAUUCAUUUUAUUAUUAUGAUUGCGAAGCAUAUUUAGUAGUUUUAAUUGCCCUGAGAUUAAAGUUUAUUUGCAGAAUAAACAAGUACAGGGUUUCAUUUUUCAUGAAUUACUGUAUUUCAAAUGUGCUCAUUGCGUCUACAUCAUUACCAAAGU